This is a messenger RNA of Aspergillus chevalieri, 1230 nucleotides long. Its product is annotated as CaiB/BaiF CoA transferase family protein. NCBI's taxonomy places the organism in Eukaryota, Fungi, Ascomycota, Eurotiomycetes, Eurotiales, Aspergillaceae. Gene Ontology annotation, molecular function: catalytic activity. The coding region runs from base 1 to 1230 and encodes 409 amino acids. The transcript has a single exon. The record is from RefSeq and is a predicted model, not a curated record.
AUGAAUGUGUUACGGCGUUCUACUUGGCAAUCAUAUCCUCACUGGGCCCGCACAUUAUCUACGAAAGCAACAGACGGCCCUCUCGCUGGCAUCACCGUUGUCAGCCUGGAACAAGCAAUCUCAGCGCCGUUCUGCACCCGCCAACUCGCAGAUCUGGGGGCACGAGUCAUCAAAAUAGAACGUCCCGGGGUAGGCGAUUUUGCGCGCCACUAUGACAUCCGCGUCAACGGCCUCGCCUCGCACUUCGUAUGGACAAACCGGUCCAAAGAGAGCUUGGCUUUGGACGUCAAGAACCCUCGCGACCAUCGCGUGUUGAUGCUCCUACUGGGUCGCGCCGAUGUUCUAGUCCAGAACCUGGCUCCCGGCGCAAGCGCUCGGCUGGGAUUGUCCUACGAGGCCCUGAAAGCCAACCACCCAUCGCUAAUUGUGUGCAACAUCUCCGGCUACGGCCCUGAUGGUCCCUACCGCGACAAGAAAGCCUACGAUCUUCUGAUCCAAAGCGAAGCGGGGAUGCUCUCUGUCACAGGCACGGGCGCCAAACAGCCCGCCAAAGUCGGUAUCUCGAUCGCAGAUAUCGCAGCAGGCAGUUACGCAUACUCAAACGUCCUCGCUGCGUUGUUCCGUCGACAGCGCGAUCCCGAGAAGCGCGGGUGUAACCUCGACAUCUCCAUGUUAGAAAGUAUGGUCGAGUGGAUGGGGUUCCCGCUGUACUAUACGUAUGAGGGAGCGCCUGGCCCGACGCCUGUGGGUGCUGCGCAUGCUGCUAUUUAUCCGUAUGGACCAUUCGAGACGGGAGACGGAAAGAGUGUUAUGCUGGGGAUUCAGAAUGAGCGCGAAUGGACUAGUUUCUGCGAUAAGGUCUUGGGGCAGCUUGAACUCGCAAAAGAUGAGCGUUUUGUUAGUAACUCGCUACGGGUGCAGAAUCGCGAUGCGCUGAAGAGCAUUAUCUGUGAGGUGUUUGCGUUGCGGACUGCGGAAGAUGUCCUUGUACUUCUGGAUAAGGCAGCUAUCGCCAACGCAAGCGUGAAUGACAUGCAGGGUGUAUGGAACCAUCCGCAGCUACAGGCGAGACAGCGUUGGACGGAGGUGAAGACUCCAGCAGGUGUGGUUCCUACUUUGUUGCCACCGGGAAUGGGGACGGAUGCAGACGGAUUGAAUGCUCGGAUUGAAGCGGUGCCGGAUGUUGGAGAGCACAAUGAGGCUAUUCUGGCUGAGUUGGGGAUUGACUAG